Molecule: messenger RNA, 1353 nt
Organism: Naegleria gruberi
Lineage: Eukaryota; Heterolobosea; Eutetramitea; Acrasida; Naegleriidae
Exons: 1
Coding region: 1-1353 (450 amino acids)
Source: RefSeq, a predicted model, not a curated record
AUGAAAAAGGAACGUAAAUCUUUACUUUCAGGUUUGAGACCACAAAUCCUCAAAAUUCUAGAGGUAGACGAAUGUUUGCAACAUUUUAAAGAAUUCUGUGUAAAAGCUCACACCAUAGAAAGUUUAGAUUGCAUAUUAGAGAUCAAGAAUUUUAUGGAAUCAGAUGAAAUUCUCUCUGUGAAGCAGAAUAGAUUGAAUACCAUAUGUAAAACCUAUGUACUGGGCAAUUCGGAUGUCAAUAUAAACGCAGAGAUGAGGAAUAAUUUACUUCGAUACAACAAUGAGACCAUUGAAAUCUUUACUGAACAAUACGAAACAAUUAGGAAAGCUCUAGAAAGUAUUAGAGAUGAAUUGAUUGGCAUUCUAGGUUGGAGAGUACCCCAUUUUGUUGAAAGUAAGCAUUGGCACGAAUUUACAUUGGAAUAUCCCCAAUUGUUGUCGUUGUGUCUUUCUGAGAUGGAUCAGAAAAAAUACGAAAGCAUCAGAUAUAGAAAGGAAGACUUCCUCAGAGAUAGAUUUUCAGAGAAGGAAGUACUGCUGUGUGAAUUUAUGAAAGACGAUCAAUCAAUGUUCAAACUUGAGAAGUCAGAUCUGGAUGGAUGUUUGUCAGUUUUUUCAUGUGAUGGUUCUGUUUUAUUAGAUGAAAAAGAUAUUGGAAUGGGCAAAUUUCAGGGUUUUAAGGUUGCUGGAUCACUACCUUAUCCUUCAUGGUUGAUUAUAUUGGCCUUAUCUAGCAGUAAAUUCCAUGCAGGUACUUGGGAAGGAUAUCGAUUUGAUAGAGAGUAUGAUUUCAGAUUUAUUCCUUCCUCUGAAGAGAAUGGUCAACUAUUUUAUGACACCCACAUUUCAAAGCUUGUUGUGAAGUAUACUAAAUUAGCAGAGCACCGUUCUUGUUAUUGUAUGACUGAAAAUUUGUACAAGUCUAACAGAACGUAUAUGGUUAAUAAGUCAAUUACACCACAAGCUGGUAGAUAUGUGCCUAAUUAUUAUGAAGAGGAUAUUAAUCAAGAUAUAUUUGGAGAAUAUGAAACACUGCAUUCACCACUUGGUGAUAAUCAAUCCUUAUUCUCCUAUGGCAAUCUUACUAAUCCAGGUGGUAUGUUACUAUCCAAACUAGGCACUCCUCAAAAGAGAUUAUUAGAUAUUGCCACCACUUACAGAGAAAAUAUAAUAGGUAAUAUUAAGAAAAUAUUGGAAAAUGAUGGACGUAUCUUGAAAACUAUGGAAUCUGUGUAUAGUACAGUUAAAACCAGAUUGGACAGAUACAAAAUUGCUUCUAAAUCUACUGAUCCUCAUAUAUUUGAAUUAUCAUUCGAAGAACAAUUAAAAAAUUUAGUGAUUCCAAAAGAAUAA